AUGGAAGCAUAUUCUAGUUCUUUUUCAUCAUCCAGCUCUUCACACUUGACCCAAAACCGUGAUGAAUCGAAGGGGCUGAAGCAAAUGUACCCUCUUCAGUCUCACAAAACCUGGCUCCAUUCCGUCAGGAAGUCAUCGGCAAAGCCGUGGAAGAAGGCACCAGUGGCACCGAUGCCACCAACACCAGUGAAAGUGUACCAAGUAGACGCUAUAAACUUCCGAGACGUGGUUCAGCAGCUCACAGGUGCACCCGAUCACAAGCCCCAGCCAAAUAUCGUCGCACGUUCUGUCACUUCCUUUGGUGUUCCUAAUGUGCCCCCACAACAGAAUGAGCCAAGCGGAGACACGUGCACUAAAUGGUACCAGGACUUGGACUUUGGAAUGAAUUUGCUCUCACCAAUUCUUUUAGUAAUUUCUGUUUCUUUCCUCUGA
Molecule: messenger RNA, 432 nt
Organism: Sphenostylis stenocarpa
Lineage: Eukaryota; Viridiplantae; Streptophyta; Magnoliopsida; Fabales; Fabaceae
Source: the annotation of a GenBank genome assembly